UCUCUGGUUGUGUUAUUCAACAGUAAAAUUUUCAGUAGCUUCGAGUGAAACUGACGCACAUACGGAAAUAAAGAAAUGGAUCGCAAACAUUCACGGGACAUGGAUGAACGUGCUAGCAGAUCAAAGAAAAGAAAAUUCACGGGUUUUAGUAAUACUUUGUACUAUGCUGUUGUGGAAAAUAUUUAUAUUGGAGCAAAGGCUAUUUUCGAUAUUUUGCGAAGAAAAGCAGUAGAAGAGGAAAAAAUUAAAAAUUCUAAAAAUGGCAAAUCAAUAACUGAGAUAACUGUUUCUGGUGAUGCAACGUGGAAGAAAAGAGGCUUCAGUUUAUUGUUUGGAAUCACAACACUUAUUGGUAAAUAUACAAACAAAGUGAUUGACCUCCUUGUAAAAUCUGCUUGUUGUCAUGCUUGUAAAUUAUGGGAAUCUAAACAUGAAACUCCGGAAUAUGAAAUUUGGAAAGAAAAUCAUACAGAAGAAUGUACUGUAAAUCAUGAUGGAUCAGCUGGGAAGACGGAAAUUGACACCGUAAAAGAAAUGUUCAACCGAUCUUGGGUACUGUUGGAAAUUAAGUACGCUUAUUACAUUGGUGAUGGAGACUCUAAAACUUUUAAAGCCCUAUUAGAUAAUAAUCUUUAUGGUAAUAAUUUACAAGUGAAAAAAAAAUGCGUACGACAUGUGGAGAAGCGAAUGGGUUCACGGUUAAGAAAUAUAAAGAAAACUCAUAAACUUGGAGGAAAAAAUAAAUUAACUAAUACGAGGGUCACUAUUUGUAUUUUGAGUCUAAUAAUAAAAAAACAAUAA
This is a messenger RNA of Trachymyrmex cornetzi, 801 nucleotides long. RefSeq lists its product as uncharacterized. The record is from RefSeq and is a predicted model, not a curated record. The transcript is spliced from 2 exons. Bases 76 to 801 code for a protein of 241 amino acids. Lineage: Eukaryota; Metazoa; Arthropoda; Insecta; Hymenoptera; Formicidae.